Molecule: messenger RNA, 1018 nt
Organism: Sesamum indicum (sesame)
Lineage: Eukaryota; Viridiplantae; Streptophyta; Magnoliopsida; Lamiales; Pedaliaceae
Source: RefSeq, a predicted model, not a curated record
AUUAGCACUUCUCCCUCAAACUACCCACUGCCCUCCAACAAUCAAUCAUAGUAAUCUAAUACUACCAGUUGCUUUUCAGCUCCUUUUCCUUCUUCAUCCCCAUCACCAAUAAAACUUUCUCUUUUUUCUGAUAUAUAGUACUCUUUUCGCCCCAAAUCACGGCUUGAAUGGUAGAAACAAUCACUGUUUUCAUUCUUGUCGAUUCAUACUUCUAUUCAGGAAAGCAAUCCUGGUACUAUCGAUGCAUCGGCCUUGAUCCCUGAAAUAGUUCGUUUCUUGAUUGUAAGAAUUAGUAUGGCUACAAAAACGAGGAGAAGUAUUUCAGACAAGGCCUUGUUGCGUAAGCUGACGCAGAAGAAGAAGAAGAAGGACGACAAGAGCAAGAACAACAGGUUCUUGAUUAGUAUCAAUGUUUUUGGCAGCGCUGGACCGAUCAGAUUUGUUGUGGACGAAGAUGAUAACGCUGCAGGGGUGAUUCAAACAACUUUGAAGAUUUAUGCCCGUGAGGGCAGGCUUCCGGUGCUUGGCUCUGAUAUCAAUUGUUUUGUAAUAUACCCUGUGAACGCUGGAUUCGAUGCACUGAAGCCCUGGGAGGCAAUAGGAUCGCGUGGAGUGAGGAACUUUCUGCUGUGCAAGAAUCAGAGCAAGCCAAACAUGACAGAGGCGAGGUCUCAAGUGGCUGAUCGGAAGGGGAGAGGAUGGCGAACGUGGCUUCAAAACUCUUUGACUCUCAAGAUUCUAUCUCAUUAAUUAGGAAAGUUAACAUCUGGAAAUUCUAAUUCGAAUCGAGUUUGGUCAGACAUGAAUCAUAAUACAUUUAUCAUGUGAUUGAUGUAUAGUUCAAAAAAAGUGACCCACUUACUUCGCAAUAGUUUUGACUCAAUCAUACUUGAUUUGAAUAAAAAAUUUCCAUGAAAAAGUGUAUUAUCAUCCAAAACUAAAUGAAGUAUGUGUUUUAUUGUGAAUUUGAAUAGUUUUGUGAAUGAGAGUGAAAAAUUGAAGAAAUUAAAGGGCUUUG